Messenger RNA from Trifolium pratense (red clover), 1400 nucleotides. RefSeq names its product transcription repressor OFP3-like. The record is from RefSeq and is a predicted model, not a curated record. The transcript has a single exon. Gene Ontology annotation, biological process: negative regulation of DNA-templated transcription. Gene Ontology annotation, molecular function: DNA binding. NCBI's taxonomy places the organism in Eukaryota, Viridiplantae, Streptophyta, Magnoliopsida, Fabales, Fabaceae. The coding region runs from base 297 to 1346 and encodes 349 amino acids.
UCAUGCACAACUAUAUCACACUUAUGUUACUAUAUAUGAGAUUAAUUAUUUAGCAUAAUAAUGUCAUAGUAAUGUAAUGUUUGCUGGUAGCAAUGAUGAGAGAAAUUCAUUAGGUAGACAAACUUGGUCCCUUAACUUUCUUUUUAUAACUUUUGUAAUGGACCACUAAUUAACUUUAUAUUUUUCAUGUUAUAAACUAAUUUCUCUAGCCUUAUACAUCUUUCAUUGAAAUUGAGAUACCAAAAGUGUGUUUGUGUGUGUGUGUGUGUGCUUAGAUCAAUAUAUAAUAAUCUCUUAUGGGAAACAAUAAGUUCAAAUUUUCAGAUAUGAUACCAAAUGCAUGGUUUUACAAGCUUAAAGAUAUGAGCAAAUCAUCAAGGAAAAGAAACGGUUCACAAUCUCAUCAUGUUAUGAAGAACAAAGUAAUGACUUCACCAACAACAUCUCAAAGGUCACAACAAUAUUCAAGGUAUUCUUCACAACAUUUCUCAAAUGAACAAACAAAAGCUUAUAAUAAAAUAUUGAACUCACCAAUUCACACCAAAGAUUUGAACCUUCCAUUCAAUGAUUCACCAAGAAAGUCUUCAAAGAGAAGGACUAGAAGAAAAACUAUUUACAAGCCUUCUCAACAUGAUGAUGAUGAUGAUUUGUCUUCAAUUGAAAAUUCUUCUUCCGAGUCUUAUCAUAAUCAAUGUGUUUCUUCUGAAUCUGAAUUUUGUGAUAGCUUUUCGGUUCCGGAUUUGCUUAAUUGUAGUUGUAGAGUUAGCUCUUCAACUAAUGAUAUAAUCAUAGACAUGAACAAUGAAUCUUUUCAAGGAAAUUCUAAAAAUUUAGAUGGUCUUGAUGCAUUUUCACAACAUGGUUUAGCUCCAAUAUUGACAAAGCAAGUUAAGUUUGAUGAUAAGAUUGAAUCUCGAAGUUCAACCGAAUCCGAAGAAAAUAUUAAUAGAACUCAAAGAAGGAGGAAAAAAAGUCAAAUAGGUAAAAAAGCUUCUCCAAAUUCUCAAGGUAUUAAGCUUAGAGUGAAUUCUCCAAAACUUGUUAACAAAAAAAUUCAAGCUUAUGGAAGAAAGAGUGUUUCAUCAUCAUUAUCAAGUGGAAGCAAAGUUUCAAGGAAUGAUGGAGGGUUUGUAGAUGGAUUUGCAGUUGUUAAGUCUUCAAUUGAUCCAAUAAGUGAUUUUAAGGAAUCAAUGGUGGAAAUGAUUGUGGAGAAUAAUAUAAGAGGAUCAAAGGAUUUGGAGAAUUUACUUGCUUGUUAUCUUUCUCUUAAUUCAAGUGAAUAUCAUGAUGUUAUUGUUAAAGCUUUUGAGCAAAUUUGGUAUGACAUGGCUCAACUUAGAAUGUAAAGAAAUUAAUAUUUUUCAAUGUAUGUUUAUAGUCUUGUAAUUACCAUUUACUAA